Chanos chanos (milkfish) is the source of this 1449-nucleotide messenger RNA. It is a transcript of the gene decr2, whose product is annotated as 2,4-dienoyl CoA reductase 2, peroxisomal. Gene Ontology annotation, molecular function: 2,4-dienoyl-CoA reductase (NADPH) activity. Gene Ontology annotation, cellular component: peroxisome. Gene Ontology annotation, biological process: fatty acid catabolic process. NCBI's taxonomy places the organism in Eukaryota, Metazoa, Chordata, Actinopteri, Gonorynchiformes, Chanidae. The coding region runs from base 135 to 1037 and encodes 300 amino acids. The transcript is spliced from 10 exons. The record is from RefSeq and is a predicted model, not a curated record.
GUGGACGCUGUGUAAAGUACCGUCCAAAGUUUGUCAGCCUGAUAAGUCGCUCACACAGUCGCGUCGCAGCUCUACGCUUCUGCUUCAGGAACUAAGCCAUCAAGUCUGAAAACAGCACCCAGGAAAGCGUGAGGAUGGCGGAGGAACCGCAGCGGGUCGGAGGGUUACCGGAGGACGUGCAAACAGACGACUGCAUGUCCUCAUACACGCAUAUCUUCAGCCCUGAGCUUCUGAAGGACCAGGUCGCCUUCAUAACAGGUGGUGGAUCUGGAAUAGGGUUCCGAAUUGCUGAAGUGCUGAUGAGGCAUGGUUGUGACACCGUCAUUGCCAGCAGAAAUCUGAAUAAACUGACUGAGGCGGCUAAGAAGCUGACGGAUGCCACAGGUCGUUGCUGUUUGCCCCUGGCCAUGGACGUGCGUCAGCCAGAGACCAUAACCACAGCAGUGGAAGAAACCCUGAAGGCUUUCGGACGCAUCGAUGUCCUUAUCAACAAUGCUGCGGGAAACUUCCUGUGUCCUGCGUCCGCUCUGUCCUUCAACGCGUUCAGGACUGUUUUAGAGAUCGACACCAUGGGCACUUUCAACACCAGCAAAGUGGUUUAUGAGAAAUGGUUUAAGGAUCAUGGUGGGUCCAUUGUGAAUAUUUCUGCCACUCUUGGCUACCGUGGUCAAGCACUCCAGGUGCAUGCUGGGUCUGCCAAAGCUGCCAAUGAUGCAAUGACCAAGCACUUGGCAGUGGAGUGGGGUCCCAGUGGCGUGCGGGUAAACACACUGGCACCAGGACCCAUCUCUGGGACGGAGGGUUACCGUAGACUGGGCGGACCUCAGUCAGAAAGUGCCGGAGCGUUCCGCGGUAUUCCGUUGCAGAGGGCGGGAAAUAAGACUGAGAUGGCGCAUGGCGUUCUCUUCCUGGCCAGCCGUGCCUCCUCUUACAUCACCGGCACGGUAUUGGUCGCUGAUGGAGGGGCGUGGCUGACGUCACCCAAUGACGUGGAACGACUGCUGGGUAUACUCUCUUCUCGUUCUGCUAAACUCUGACAGACAGAGACAGCACUGCACAGGCUUCUGGACAGCAGAGAAGAGGAGAGACAAGUAGUGUGAUGUGAAAGAGAGGAAGGUGGUGUCUGAUAAAUGACACAUGUCUGUCAGAUUGUUGUUGGCUACCACAGACAGAUGAAGAGGACCCAGAGCCACACAUUCACAGAGACCAGCCUCUCUGCUUUAGACUACUGUAUCUCCUUUUGCUCUUACCGACUCCAUGAGACAUCUGAGGAAGAGGAGGAGGAGGAGACUGUCUGUAUGUGUAAAAGCAAAUAUCAUUCCUGCCUGACUUUAUAUCACUCCAUUUCAUCGGAAACAAUCUUUUUGAUUUGGACUGUAUCGAUACCCUGUUUUCUAAAACAAAUUCUCAUGAUUCUGAUAAUAAAUAAAUUUCCUACCACAAGUAGUC